Messenger RNA from Dinoponera quadriceps, 911 nucleotides. RefSeq lists its product as uncharacterized. The transcript has 5 exons. The record is from RefSeq and is a predicted model, not a curated record. The coding region runs from base 42 to 890 and encodes 282 amino acids. Lineage: Eukaryota; Metazoa; Arthropoda; Insecta; Hymenoptera; Formicidae.
UCGACUUGACGCUUGAACGAGUGUGAUAAUCGUUGUAAACCAUGAAGACUGAAAAAUACAAUGAAAUAAUAACGACAAUUCGCAAUUUUCGAGGUCUAUCGAAAGAUUGUGCCAAAAUACUGAAGGAAAAGUAUAACAAUACCCCUGUAAAUACAUUGUACAGCAUCUUAUCUUUGGAAAUACAACAAAAAAUGAAAGUUAACCAUGUCAAAUUAUUUGGAAACAACAAAAGUUAUUAUGACAGUUAUUUAGAAGCAGUAAAUAAUAGGGAACCAACAGGUAUUUUAUUGAGAAUGGCCAAAGAUAUCGAUGCUUCACCUGCCUUAUUAGCGCGCAAUGUCCUGGAAAGGUACUGCAUGUUCGACAAUGCAAACGCUUCCAAAAAUUUAAUUACCAAGUUGUUUAAGGAUACUACAUUAAUUAGUGACAAGGAUCUCGCAUAUGAAAUUUAUCUGUGUUUGUUGUACGAUGAUCUGUACGGACCUAUAGCUAAUGCAAUGGGAAUGUGUAUAGGACAGGAAUACGAAAUCAAGCUCGAGAAUAGUCUGAUAGAAAGGAAUAUCGCGUUUCGUAACGAGGAGCACUUGCGAUUGCGGGGAUACGACAAGACUCCGGACAUCAAAUUAGAAGUGCCAAUUGCGGUGAACGGUUGUUUAAUCAACUGGAUCGAGUCUAAGGCACGAUUUGGUAACGCGGAAGUUCAUCAGAAGUACAUGAAGGAACAGUUCUUGAGCUACUGGAACAGGUUCGGCUCAGGUCUGGUGAUCUAUUGGUUUGGAUUUCUCGAGAGUCUGAACAAAUCGACCGAGAAGAGAUUCAUUAUAAUGGAUCAUUUUCCAGAAAAUAUCACCUACAUGGAUCCCGUCUGCAUUAAGCCUACGAACACGUGACUACGUGUUAUCAGUAUUUAU